GGCUUGGCGUUUGGGACAAGCACUGGGCUUGGCAGUGAAGUCUGAUCUUGUCCCUUUUCUCCUCCAGCGAGAGUUGUCCCUUUAACACGGGAGGAGGGGCCAAGGCUGCAGGAGGCUGCAGGGAGCUGGCAGAGCUGGUGCCAGGCAGGCUGAGGCCCAGCUGGCCUGGGGACCUUUCAGAAGGAAGCCCUCCAGGUGGUUGCGGGAAUGGAGGACUGCCUGGCUGAGUGUGCUAAGGGGCGACACUUCCACGUAAUCACGCCCCUGCUGGAGAGCUGGGCGCUGUCCCAGGUGGCGGGCAUGACUGUCUUCCUCAAGUAUGAGAAUGUGCAGCCGACUGGCUCCUUCAAGAUCCGUGGCAUCGGGCACUUCUGCCAGCAGGUGGCCAGGAAAGGAUGCAGACACCUGGUGUGCUCCUCAGGUGGAAACGCAGGCAUCGCUGCUGCUUACGCUGCUCGGAAGCUGGGCAUCCCGGCCACCGUUGUGCUCCCCGAAGGCACCCCUCUGCACGUGGUGAGGAGGCUGCAGGGGGAGGGGGCCGAGGUUCAGUUGACCGGAAAGGUCUGGGAUGAGGCCAAUCUGAGGGCGCAAGAGUUGGCCAAGAAGGAUGGCUGGGUGAACGUCCCCCCGUUUGACCACCCCCUGAUAUGGGAGGGCCAUAGUAGCCUGGUGCGGGAGCUGAAGGCAGUGCUGGGGACCCCACCAGGCGCCCUGGUGCUGGCAGUGGGGGGCGGAGGUCUCCUGGCCGGGGUGUCGGCCGGUCUGGCAGAGGUGGGCUGGCAACACGUGCCCAUAAUCGCCAUGGAGACGCAAGGGGCACACUGUUUCAACGCGGCCAUCAAGGCAGGCAGGCUGGUUACGCUGCCGGACAUCACAAGUGUGGCCAAGUCCCUGGGUGCCAAGACGGUGGCUGAGCGGGCCCUAGUGUGUGCGAAGGAGUUUAAGAUCUUCUCUGAAGUCGUGGAGGAUGCUGAGGCCGUGAAUGCCGUGCAGCAGUUCCUGGAUGGGGAAACUGAAGCACGGGACAGUGACAUAACUCCUUCAAGGUCACACAGGCUGGAAUGUGGCCCAGCCAGCUUCAAACGCUGUGAUUUUCAAUAUGCCCCUAUUUCUUGGACCUCCGCCUUCUUUGUAUGGGAGUCGGUGGUGGUGGGACAUUGGAGAAAGAGGUAGGACCUGCAGGUCGGUCUGGACACAUCUGGGAGUCACAAAGAGGUGGGUACCGGUCCUGGUGGUGGGGUACCUGCCACCCGUGGGAAGGAUCUCUUUGGAAACUGGAAAGAAAAAUGAGAAUUUUUUUGAGCCACCAGGGGGCAGCAAAGUGUCUCCAAUGGGGAAGCGGGGUCUCAAGUCAGGUGAGAUCUGCCCCUGGGUCUUCCUUGACUCUACCCCCAGCUGGAGGUGCUGAGGUCCUAGAGGUGGAUGGGCUUACAGUGUCCUGGCAUGGGGGAGCCCUCUCCAACCCCUCACAGCGCUGCAGGAAAAAAAGGCUCAGGGAGAGCGGGGCCCACCCUGUGAACCCACGGCAGAUCUCGCUCCUGGGUCCCACUGAGGAGCUGCCUUAUGAGGGCUGUGUGAACUUGGGCAAGUGCCCUCCCCUCUCUGGGCCUCGGGCUGCCCCUCUGUGCUGGAGGAGGCCCACUUGCUGCUCCCCAUCUCCUUUCCUUUGCUCAAGCGGUUCCUUCCACCAAGUGCCUCCUCUUUUUCUCAAGAGGAGGGUUUGAGAGUGGCUGUGGCCUCCCUCUGCUUCUCUGCUGUCUUGGUCUCAUCUGCCCUUUGACCCCAGACAUUGCCCUGGACUGCCAGGUCUGCCCCUCCAGAAGCUUCCAGGACCCAGACCUGUUUCCUUGGAGUCAUACUGUGUGAGUUCCCAGAAGAGAGGAGACACUGAGAGCCCCAGAGCUGGACCCAGCCAGAUUUGAGCCUGGACUCUGUUCCGACGUACUAGCCUGGUGACUUUGAGUGAGUGAUGCUCCCGUUCAGUGCCUCAGCGUUCUGAUCGGUAAAGCAGGUUGUUUGCAGAUUCUUACUAUGGACCCUGCAUGGGUAGACUUUCAAUAAUUGCUAGUUCUUACCGUCUCCGGAACUCUCCUCCCUCGACAAUGAGAGAUGUGGCGAAAGUAGUGUUUACUCUUGCACAGAGCACCUGCUGUUUGCUGUGGGCCUUAGCAGUCAUUUCAUUUAAUCCCGCAAUAACCCACAUGGUAGAUACUAUCAUUACCUUUGUUUUUGCAAAUGAGGAAACCGAGGCACAGAGCAGUUGAACACUUCCUCCAGGUCCCACAGCUGAGCUGGAACCCUGCUCUGUAAACCUCUGGGCUUGUGCAUCUCAGCGCGACCACUCUCCUACCUCCUUCCCUUUGCUCGCGCCACGUCCCCUGCCUGCCGUGCCCUCUACGCUUUUAAAUCCUACACAUUCUGCCAAGCCCAGCGUGAGGGCAGCCUCCUCCUGGAACCCCCCCGGGAUUGCUUCAGCCAGAGCCAAGCUCCCCAACCCCACGCUUCUCCAGGUGGGCGGCUGAGCCCAUCUCCGUCCCAGGUGCUCUGUCUCCCACUCACGAUGCCGCCCUUGGCUGCUCUCUUGGGAGAUUUGUCAGCUGCUGUUUGCUCCUCUCCUGGUCUCGGUAAGCUGGAGAUAAGAAGCCGAGGGGCCUGUUUAUCUUGUCCAGGUAACACACGUCAACUACAUUAGCGUAGCCCUUCCUGGUUGACACCCAAGGAACGCCAAGGGCAGGGCGGGGCACAGGGAGAGAGCAGGACAUGGCAGGUCAAAGCUGAGGCCGUGCUUGUGAUCUGAUGUAGCAGAGUGGGCACCGGGGCAGAGAUUGCCAGCAUCUGUCCCUGCCCACUUGGACCACUCAGUGGGGGAGAUGGGGAGGCUGCGAGGAGGGUCCUGGGAGCAGAACCUUCUCUGUCUUGGUACAGGGCUGCAUAGAGAGCACUGGCCACUGGGCCACCAGGUGUAUGUACCUGCCUUCAUCCCAGCGGGAUCCCUUCUCCUGGGAGGGGGGCCCCUUUGGUUCCCUGUGGGGUCUGUUGGCUGAGGAUCCCUCUGUCCCUCAUCAGGCAAACUCUAACACCCCUGCCUCCAGAGCGCUCACCCCCACCAAUCCUUCACUCCACUUAAGCCAAGGUGACACGGAGGCCUGACAUCCAGCCUUUGACUGGCAAAGGUGUUCUGACCCGAGAGCUGGCUUCAGGGAUGGCAGGGACCUGGGGAGGAGGACCAGGUUCAUGCUGCCGCCCCACACCCCCGGCCUGGGCAAGAGCCCAGUUCAGGGUGGGUGCACAUUCCAGGACCUGCAGGGGAGGGUCUGACCCUCAUGUUGGGGAUAUGAUGGCUUAGGCUGGCUUUGCAUCUCAAGUCACCUGUGUGUGGCCAUGUGUGCACCUGUGUACUUGUGUACUCGCAGGCAUGCAUGCAUGUUUGUGUCCACGUGUGAGAGAGUGCUUGCUCUCGUAUUUACGAGGAAAUACUUCCAGUUCAUUGAAGCCUAGUUUAUUUCCCUCGGAGAGUAUGGUGCUUCACAUUUUUGCACUCGGGGCUUACAAUACAAGCACUGCCCAGGCAUUAAACUUAGCUGUAUACAAGGAUUCAGGUUGGAGGCUAGACAUUAGGGGGUGGUGGGGAUUGGAGCCAACUGGAAAGCUCAUAUUCUGUCUGAAGGAAGUGGCUACUGCUCAAGUCCAUCUACCUGCUGGCCCAGCAUAACAGAUUUCCCAAUUUCUUAGUGUUAGCUCAAAUUCAAAGCAAUUUAAGAAACACCAUGUGCUCUAUUUGCCCACAUAGUCAUAUAAAGGCUCUGACAGGUCCUGCAGGAAAGGAGGAGCCCCGUGACUCCAACCUGAAUCUAGAGGAGGAGCGUGUGACCCCAGCCUGAGCCAGUCCAAGCACUGCAUUUCACCUGGCCGUGGUGAUUGGUUCAAGGGCAGGCCCAGGAGCCAAACUGUCCAAUCAGAGCAGCAGAUGACUUGGGCUGGGAACGCGGAGGCACCCGUGGACCGUUCAUUUAUAUAAGCCAAUACAUUUCCCAGUCCCCUUUGUGCUGAAGCCUAGAUUUCUGUCAUUUGAGCCUGGAAGGAUCCUGACUGCCGGUGUAUGCAUUUGAUGCGUGUCUCUUGAACUGAAUUGCCUUGCGCUGCCUAGGUGUGAGCCCUCUCUGAGGUUGGCCCUCAGCAAAAUUGAGGACCACCUGAGCAGUUUUCUUUUAUUCCCUCGGCCUCUCUUUGGACCCACUUUUUGUUCUGGCUCCCAGGCGUGGGAGUUCAUGCUGCCUGCAUUUAUAAGCAGAGCAAACCAUCACCCGAUGCGAUUUUGCUGACAGGGUGUGUGUGUGUCGGGGGGGUGCACAGUAUUUUAUGAAGUUGGGAGGUUGUCUUAAAUCACAUCGGCUAGGAGCCUCUUUAGGAAGUGGCUGCUGUGGUGGUAGUCAGGGCUGGUGGACCCUAGAGACACUACCAUCACUUAAACUCAAGCCCUUUAGAAAGACAGUUCCCUAAUUUUCCAUCCACCCUUAGGGUCUUGGAGUCAGUUAUCACCCUGACUUAAAGCCCCAUGCCCGCCCUUCCUGGGGAGGGGGCCUGGCAGGGCUGUUAGCUGAUGGUGAUGCGGUUGCUAAGGCCCAGAAAGUGGGACACCUGGCCCGAGGGCCCAAGGACCUUUGUGCCGCCCUGGUAGGGUGCUUUGUUCUCAUGAAGAUGCUCUCAUGUUUUGGGGACCCCAAUGUCCAGCUCCUCCAGGGCCUUCUGGGGCAGACCGGGCACUCGGUGCCCCGUGCAGAGAGGCACGGGGGAUCCCCUCCAGAUCUGCUCGCUUGGCUCCGUUACUUUGUGUUCCUGGUUUGUUUCAGAAUGAAUGAAUGAAUGAAUGAAUAAAUAAAUGAGUGUAUCAGUAAGAUUAGGUUCAGCUUUGUGAUUCAGGAAACACAAGUGGCUUAAACAAAAUAGAAAUUUAUUUCUCUUUCACUUAACAGUCUGGAGCUAGGUGAUGGGGGGCUGGUAGAGAGUGGAGCGUGAGACCACAGCCCCGCCUCUUGCCUCCCUUAGCUCUGUCCCCAGCCUUGAUUUUCAUCUCCUGUCCCGAGAAGCCUUUGCCUCUGCAGUGGGCACAGUUGGUGCCCACCUGGCCCCCAGCUCUAAUCUCCUGGAUCAGGUUCGUGCAGCCAUCCUCCAGUGUUGGCUCCUGAUGGUCCACAGCUGCCCGCUUCUCCAGAGAAUAACCAACCGGAGCCACUGUGUUCAGAGAUGCCUGGGAGGUUACCCCUUCCCCGGGUGGCACAGAGUCAAUGAUUGACUGAUGGAGGGAUAGAAAAGGCAGCUUCUCUUGCAACCUAAAGGCAGGGCAGCCCUGUGGUACCAACCACAGAGCAGAGGUCCCCAUGGAAUGAGACUGGGAUCUGACUCCAUCUGUGUCCCCUCCUUCUGUUCACCCUCCUCGUACUCCGAGCCCUCCCUGAAUAAAUCACAUGCCGAGAACCCCCAUCCCAGGCUCUGCUGUGGAAAACCCGACCUAAAUGGGCCCUUUCCACCCUUCCCCAGUGUUUGUGCUUUUUAAACUCCACCAAAAAUGUCACGGGGAAGGUUUCUUGCCUGGCUUCCAAACUCCCUGAUAAAUUCCACUGGCUGGGCAACCCCAGGAGAGGUUUUCUGGAGCAAGGAGCGCCAUAAAUCACCCCACUGCCACUCCGGCUUGGGCAAUAUCUUAUGUAAAAAGGUGUUUCCUGGGAGCGCCACGGGCAGGAGAAUCCUAUUACAAGCCGCCCCAUUAAUUAUAAAGAGUCAAGUCGACCCUUCGCUGCGAUUUUUUAUCUUAAGUCCGAAAACUGAUUACCUUCACCAAUCCUUCCGCCUUCCAAAAAAAAAAAAAAAAAACAAACCCUAAAGAAUAAAAUAAA
This is a messenger RNA of Vicugna pacos (alpaca), 5894 nucleotides long. NCBI's taxonomy places the organism in Eukaryota, Metazoa, Chordata, Mammalia, Artiodactyla, Camelidae. The record is from RefSeq and is a predicted model, not a curated record.